Messenger RNA from Ictalurus furcatus (blue catfish), 2058 nucleotides. It is a transcript of the gene ndrg4, whose product is annotated as NDRG family member 4. Lineage: Eukaryota; Metazoa; Chordata; Actinopteri; Siluriformes; Ictaluridae. The record is from RefSeq and is a predicted model, not a curated record. Gene Ontology annotation, biological process: positive regulation of ERK1 and ERK2 cascade; brain development; signal transduction. Gene Ontology annotation, cellular component: cytoplasm. The transcript is spliced from 17 exons. Bases 187 to 1671 code for a protein of 494 amino acids.
GAGCAAGGAAGGGUGGGAGAGAGACAGAGAAAAAGAGGUUCAGAAAGCAGAGCCCUCAUAGGGUAGCAGCAUCUCAACAAAACACACUCACAAACACACUCGCUCACAGGAGGAGCAGGAAAACAAAGACGCCAAACACUCUGAAAUCUCCUCCGUAGAAGAAACAGCAGACGCAAAAGCCUUCAGAUGGGGCCCGGAUUGUUCUGGAACUUCCCCUCCAAGACUAGCUGCACGGUUUCACAGACCCUGCUGCAGACGAUGUUGCUCUCCAAGAUGGCUGGCAUGAAGGAACAGCAAUUCAUCGAGGAGAAGCCACUACUUCCAGAAACCAGAGGCCAAGACACAGAAAUGGCGAGAGGAGCGUGUGUGAACGCAGGACCCUGCCCCCAGCCAGCACGCCCUACCCGCAAGUGGCAUGAGAUCGCUCGCCAUUGGCUCGGUGUGACACGCCGCCACCGGACCAGCGGGGGGUGCAUCCUGGAGAACUGUGAGAGCUUCAUGCCUGUAGGAGACUGGAAGGAACAUGAUAUUGAGACUCCCUAUGGAAUGCUGCAUGUGGUGAUCCGUGGGGCUCCGAAGGGCAACAAGCCUGCGAUACUCACCUACCACGAUGUGGGACUCAAUCAUAAGCUGUGCUUCAAUACCCUAUUUCAUAAUGAGGAUAUGCAGGAGAUCACUAAACAUUUUGUGGUUUGCCACAUCGAUGCUCCUGGCCAACAAGUCGGAGCCCCUCAGAUGCCAGCAGGAUACCAGUACCCCACCAUGGACAAUCUGGCAGGUAUGCUGCCCAGCGUGGUGGAGCACUUUGGAUUUAAGAGCAUUGUGGGAAUUGGAGUAGGAGCUGGUGCAUACAUCCUCGCGAAGUUUGCUCUGAUCUUUCCUGACCUCGUCGAGGGUUUAGUUCUGCUCAACAUAGACCCAAACGGGAAAGGUUGGAUCGACUGGGCUGCUUCCAAACUAUCUGGAUUGACCAGCACGCUGCCUGACACAGUCCUGCCUCACCUCUUCAGCCAGGAGGAGCUGAUGAACAACAGUGAGCUGGUGCAGAGCUACCGGCAGCAGAUCAACAACACAAUCAACCAGUUCAAUCUGCAGCUGUUCUGGAACAUGUACAACAGCCGUAGAGAUCUGGAGAUGAAUCGCAGUGGGACUGUACUCAACGCCAAGACACUCAGAUGCCCAGUGAUGCUGGUGGUUGGAGAUAAUGCUCCAGCUGAGGAGGGUGUGGUUGAGUGCAACUCCAAGCUGGACCCGACCAACACCACGUUCCUGAAGAUGGCUGACUCGGGUGGACUGCCUCAGAUCACACAGCCUGGAAAACUGACGGAGGCCUUUAAGUACUUUCUGCAGGGCAUGGGCUACAUCGCGUCUAUAAAGGAUCGGAGGAUGAGUGGAGGGCCAGGUAUUUCCUGUUUCCUCUCCUGCCUCCUCCAUCUGAAACUAAUUUUUCACUCUGUUGGAUCUUCCCAUCCCUCCUUUCUUUUGUUGACCCUGUUUGAAUGUGUGAUUUCUGUUGGUUUGUUGUCAUUUUGCAGACCAGCCAUCAAAAUGUCCCAUCAUGCUCUCUGCAUGGCCGACUACACCGGCUCUGGCCAAAAAGGGAGAAAUGCUUGCGAAAUAGGUUUAAUGGUCACAACUGCACACAAGUUAUAUACAAUACUGCCACAUUAAAGACAACAGGAGGCUUGCUCAACCAGAGAGCUUGCAAAUGUGUAUUAGCACGAUGCUUGAGAAUGUUCUGAUGAGGAUGUUGUAUGACCUGAGGAUGUGAGAAAGGUGAAAAUUUAUGGAGAAUGAGACCUGAGAACAUACCCCCCAGCUGUGAAACUCGUGCAUUGUUCCAACGCUGCUUCUGAUGGGCCCUUGUCAAUGUCUUCUCAGUUUUAAAAUAUACCACAGAACACACAAAUGCUAAUAUAUCAAGAUUCCAGUCAGUUAACUUUCUAACCUUGUUUAUAGUCCUUUUAUUUUGAAAGUUAUUAUUUGUUGAAACUCAAGUCUCAGCUAAUAUGCUGCAUUAUACAACAGUACCAUUGAAGUCUCGAAUUCUGAGCGGUC